AUGAAUAUGUUGGAUGAUGAAGAUGACCAAAGCUUUCACGCUACGCGUGACGGCUACUCCCAUUUGAGCAAUGUCGAAUGGGAUGCGGUUGAACGUAUGGGUUCAACCAUGGGCAUCCAUGCUGUUAGCGUCAUGCUAGAGGCUCUCGAUAGAGAUGCCCAACAUGCUACUAUCGCCAAGUUCAUUGACAAUGAACUUGACGCUGAACGCGAGAAAGUAGCCUUGCUUCACCAACAAGGUUCUCGACAAGCAGAGUUGUUGAGAGAACAGGGUGCUCAACAGUUUGAACUGUUGAGACAGCAGCAGGCUGCUGCUGGUGGGUCGAUGCAUUCGCGUCGACCCGAGACCUUGAAGAUUGACAUCUCCAAGUAUAGGGGGGUCGAAGAAGACUCCCUCUUGAGAUGGUUCGUCGAAUUGGAUGACGCCAUAAGGGCGCGUCGCAUCGACGAUGGGGAAAUGCAAGUUGCAUUUGCCCAGUCAAAUCUGGCAGGACGUGCCAAGACUUGGGCACUGGGGCUCAAGUUGCACGACCCAUAUGCGUUUGGGUCGUUGGAAGUCUUCAAGUCGCGGCUCAGACAAACGUUUGAACCGCCUAGAGCUGAGUUCAGAGCUCGAACCGAACUCUUGAAGCUCAAGCAGGGUAAGCGUGAUGUGCACACUUACGCGUAA
Messenger RNA from Peronospora matthiolae, 669 nucleotides. The record is from the annotation of a GenBank genome assembly. Lineage: Eukaryota; Oomycota; Peronosporomycetes; Peronosporales; Peronosporaceae.